Molecule: messenger RNA, 1863 nt
Organism: Sporothrix schenckii 1099-18
Lineage: Eukaryota; Fungi; Ascomycota; Sordariomycetes; Ophiostomatales; Ophiostomataceae
Exons: 1
Coding region: 1-1863 (620 amino acids)
Source: RefSeq, a predicted model, not a curated record
AUGUCCUCCGACAAACCAUCCGACCUACCUCUUGGCAAUAUACCCGCUGAGCGACCUCCCGAUCCUUUCAUGCCCUUCGACCCUCCCGAUGCUGCCUACUCUGACAGUGAAGACUCAAACAUCUUCUCUGGCGUUUCUUCACCAGGCCAGAAGGCUCGCCGGGAUAUGCGGGUGUUUCCGCCAGUACAUACGUGGUCUGGGGCAUCCCCCGCUUUUUCCAGUGGCCCGAUAGCUGACUCCGAUCCGGCCGCGUUCUUACCAGUCGUUGGCUACCGUUACGACGACGACCACAUCUAUGCCCACCCCCAAAUGAGCGAUGGCGAGCUCAAGGGCACUAAUAUCGCUUUUUCGCAGAAGGCCAACACCAUCCCCGCCAUCUCAAACCUAUGGGCUGACCUAUUCAAUCAAAGGCAGGGGGUGCGGCGGUAUCACAAGAGGAUGUCGGAGCUUCGCAGUCAGAUCCAAAGCUUGCGAUCCGAAAAAACCAAGGCCGACAACGCCCUUCAUCGCCUAGCUCUUUCACACUCGCUGUCCGGGCAAGCACUUCCUCCUGUUCGAUCGGCGUUGCUCAUUGAAAAGGUCCGCAGCCUUCAUGAUACGUACGCAUCUGUGGAGGCGCAGUACGAGAAGUUGGAAACGGAAUUGAACCUACGUCAGAUGAAGCUCGAGUUCUCAGAGUCGCGGUUCUUUCAAAGCAUUCCGUCUGUCGCAGAUGCUUCUGGACAGGAGAUGUCCAUUUUGGCGAAUAUCCCGUUUCGACCCGCGUCGAACCACACGCUUUUCCAGAACAGCAGCGGCAGAGAAAGCGACCCACGAGUUCAGACCGCACCUGUCUCUCGCUCGGUAUAUUCAAUGGUGCCAGCUGAUGAACGUCUUCUUGGGAUUUCCGGCGAACGACCGGGGGACGUGCACCCCCUUUACACUCACCUUCUCCGAACGAUUAGCGCUCUCAAAACGUCCAGAGAGAAAUACGAAGAUCUUGUCAGUGAACGUGACGAUAUUCUGGAGAGCGUAGGAAACCAGUUGUUGUUGGAUCGCAGCCGAAGGAACCAGGACACCGACUUGAACAACUUGGAAUUGAACCUAAGAGCAGCUGUCAAGUCUGACCUAUUUCAGGAUAGGUUUGCAGGCUAUUUGGACGAUAGCGAUCGGGAGUUUUUGAAGCGCUUUGGCGAGCAGGAAAAGAUACGCCGAGGCGCAAUUAUCUUCCUCGAGCAGCAGGUUGCCAGUAUACGAGAAACGUGCGUUCGCAAGGCCAUUCUUCCCGUUGAUUUGCCUCCCAAGUCAUUGCCUGUCGAUUCCGACGACGGCUACGAAUACGACGGCGAUGAUGAUAUGGCCAUAAGCUUCGCGACGAGAGAUCUUCAUCCCAAUGUCAAACCCGUUACAACAAGCUUCCCGGUGCUGGUGACAGACCCACUGCUUGCAAUCAAGCAAUACCCACUGGCCCCAAAAGACGCUAUUCGAAAAGUUAUCGCCCUGCCCGAGGACGACCCGAAACGCCGACUGCUUCUCGAUGACUACGUCAAAGAGUACGGCAUCUUGUCGUCUCUUUCUCGCUUUGAGUCUGGAAACAAGGCCGAUUUUGUCAACCGAUGGCUGUUACAGAGCCUGCGCAUGUCGCCAAUGGCCGCUGUGCUUCUUUACACGGAGUUCUCUGGCAUCUUGCGUGUAAUCAACAUUGGACAAUGGCAGAAUGACGUGGUGCACUUUUGGGCUCAUGAUGGCACGAAUGUUCCAGAACCAUACUUUGGUGGGCCCGUCACAGAGGCUCUGUCGUCUUGUUCUUCGACGACAUCCUCCUCGUUCAUUGUCGAGAAUCACGGCGAGUCGGGUUCCGGUGGUGCUAAAAUGCACGUAUGA